Molecule: messenger RNA, 1068 nt
Organism: Alternaria metachromatica
Lineage: Eukaryota; Fungi; Ascomycota; Dothideomycetes; Pleosporales; Pleosporaceae
Exons: 1
Coding region: 1-1068 (355 amino acids)
Source: RefSeq, a predicted model, not a curated record
AUGUCCAGCAAAGGCGGUGGCCUUGGAAUGGACGACUAUAUCACCGUAUUCUGCGUCGUUGUGAUGCUCGUCACCUGCAUCCUGAUCUCGAUCGGCACACAGUACGGUCUCGGACGGAGGAUGGAGGCCAUCGAUCCCCCGUUGAUACCGCGAGCUCUCAAGUGGAAUGUAAUCAUCAGUUCGGUACUGAUAUGGACGUUUUCGCUACCCAAGUUCGCCAUCAUCGCUAUUCUCAAGCGUAUUCUGGAUUACGGCCUCAAAACGACGAUACUGUUCUGGGGCCUCGCGCUCAGCUCCCAGGCCUGCAUAUUGGCUACCUCGAUCUGGUGGUACAAGCAAUGCGAUCCGGUCGAAUUCGGCUGGGACAGAACCAUACCGGGUGGAAAAUGUGCCAGUACCAAGGUCAUGUCAGAUUUGGGCUACUUCACUUCGGCCUACUCUGCCUUCUUGGAUGUGUUCUUCGCUGUGUACCCGAUUCCAUUCAUUAUGCGCCUCAACAUGCCACUCAAGAACCGCAUCCUGGUCUCGAUCGCGCUGGGCCUCACCAUCUUGGCCUUCAUCCUCACCAUCUACAAACUCACAAUCUUUGGAGAAAUUUUCGUAGUACUGGCUGAGAACCCGACUUGUGAGUUGUUCAUCCCACAUAUUUGCAUGGAACUGACGCUGUUAGACCCGGUACCGCUUCUCGAUAUACUCGGUCUAGGAGAGGGUUGUAUUCUCAUUGUAUGCUCCUCUUUGCCCACACUGGGCCCGCUCUUCCGCUCGGUCAGAGGCAAGGUUCGGACUCUCAGUGGCAGUGGUAAUGGCAGUAGGACCACCAGCCAGGGACAACGCAGCAGCGCCACCCACCGAGGAGGGCUAUCCAGCACCAGCGGAAGGUGGGAAAAACUUCUAAGGCAUCAGUUGGAUGACGUGGAGAGGACAUCGACCCACACCGGUGAAAGCAUCGAUGACAUCCCGCUCGUUUACCACGGCGCGGACCAGAUCCACAAGACGCUUGAGUUUAACGUGACGACGAGCGCGAGGGGCGACCGAUGGGCGAAGCCAAUUGACGAUCGUGACAAGUAG